CAAUCAGAAGAAACCACGAAAAGAGACGAACGAAAGAUGGAUUGUGGCUCUGUCAAAUAAUUAUUUUGUAUUGAAAUUGAAUUGUUGUGAAUUAGUUAUAAUAAAGACUGCUGUAAUUAAAUUAUUAUUUAAUAAUGGACUACUUAGUGAAUAUUAACUGGAACAAAAUCACACCAUGCCUUGUCUUAUUAGUGCUAGAAGUAAUGUUAGAAUUUUCAGAGUGUGCGACGCCGGCGGAGGUUAACAAACAUUUGGAUUUGGGCCGUGACUUCUUGGCUCGGGGUCAGCUAUCAGAUGCUCUGACACACUAUCAUGCCGCCGUAGAGGGGGACCCACACAAUUACCUCACAUAUUUCAAGCGUGGCACAGUAUACUAUGCUCUUGGGAAAGCCAAGUUUGCUCUACAAGACUUCACUAAGGUAUUGGAGAUUAAGUCUGACUUCACAGCAGCACGCCUGCACCGAGCCAAUGUGUACCUGAAACUGGCCCAGUAUGUAGAUGCCAAAGAAGAUUUCUUACAAGUUACAUAUGCGGAACCGUACAACGAGGAGGCGAUCAGCCAGUAUCACAAGAUCGACGCGUACAUCGAGGACCUGCGACUAGUGGAGGCGUACUACCGCGGCGGGGACUACCGCGCCGCCGUGGAGCUCGCCACCAGACUGCUGGACACCUCGCCCUGGUCGGCGCAUCUACGGCAACUGCGGGCAGAGUGCUAUAUUGGACUGAACGAUCUCUUCUCAGCGGUGUCAGACAUUCGGUCAGUGAACAGACUGCAACAGGACUCCACCGACGGGUACUACAGACUGGCUACUUUGUUGUACCAGCUCGGACAUGUCAAUGAUGCUCUUAAGGAAAUCCGAGAAUGUCUGAAGUUGGAUCCGGAGCACAAGAAAUGUUUCCCAUUCUACAAGAAGGUGAAGAAGGUAGACAAGUUCCUGUUGGACUGCGAGCAGGCCAGCGAGGCGCGCGACUACCCCGCCUGCGUGGCCAGCGCCAACAAACUGCUUCGCGCGGAGACUGACGUCACGCUCGUUGUCUUCGACGCCAGGCGCUGGCUCUGCUCCUGUCUCACCAAGGACGAGCAAUGGUCGGAGGCGCUGUCGUCGUGUGGGUCGGCGCUAGAGUUGCAGCGCGACGCGCGCGUACUCUGCGACCGCGGGGACGCACUGCUCGGACUCGACAUGUUCGACGAUGCUAUUCAGUCAUUCAAAGAGGCGUUAGAGUUAGAAGAAGGAUUGCAACGGGCGAAGGAUGGACUCAGUCGCGCGCAAAAGUUGCAGAAAAUGUCAGAGCAGAGAGAUUACUAUAAGAUAUUAGGUGUUAAGAGGUCUGCGAGUAAGCAGGAAAUUAUUAAGGCGUACCGCAAGGCGGCGCAGAAGUGGCAUCCUGACAACUUCCAGGGAGAUGAGAAGAAACUAGCGGAGAAGAAGUUUAUUGACAUCGCCGCCGCUAAGGAGGUACUGACGGACCCGGAGAAGCGCGCGCAGUUCGACGCGGGCAGCGACCCGCUGGACCCGGAGGCGCAGCGAGGGGGGGGAGGGGGGCCCUUCCACAACCCCUUCCACCACUUCCAGCACGGCUCGCCCUUCCAGUUCAAGUUCCACUUCAACUGAACCUCCCACCACUCGCCUCCGCUCCCACUCGUCCUCCAGCAGACAGAAUCGCGUAGAGUACACGACAUAUACAUACAUACUUGUUACUGUGAUAAUGUUAUAACUUGUUCCGAUCGACACUUUUCUGUCGUCCACCGAAUGUAAAUAUUGUACAAUUAUGUGGCUAACAAAUAAAUUAUGAAAUAUUUAGUAAAAAACACUCAUUUACACGAAACUGAACUACGCAAAAACUUUUAUUUGUCGUGAAAUGUGAAAUAAUCAAUGUACUCUAAACGAAGUAUCAAGCUAAUUUUCAACAUGGUAACAACAUAAAAAUUAUAUUAUUGUCAUAAGUUGGGAACAACGAUUGUUAUUAUUACAUUUUGAUCUCCAACAUUUUAAAAUAUAAUUUAGCACAAUUUACAUCGCUAGAUAUAAUUAAAAAAAAAGGGAAAUAUUACACUUUUGGCUCAAUUUUGGAAUGCUUCGCAAUAAACGCAUAUUAAUAUUGUUUGUCAAAAGUUAAAUUGGAAUGUUUUCAUACUAACUGCUUUUAACACUAAGUACAAAACAUGUGCAUUAUAAUACCUUUAAUUCGAGCGUCGAGUCAAACGGACUGUGAAGUAGCCUGGUCUCCGGCCAGUCCGCAUACAGACUAUACAAACAGAAUGUUUGUUCGUAUACAUAAUAAGUAUACCUCGUCAGUACUGGCGGACUGUGGUGUUAGAGUUGUUCGUGGUACAAAUGGAACGCGAACUUUGCAAAGACUAUUUGUACAUACUGUAGCGAAAAAAAUAUGUUCUACUGGUCACCUAUUUUUUUCGCUGGUAGACAAUAUUGUUUGUGAAUGAGAAAACUUAGCUGUGGUCAGUUUUAAGGUACCAAGGUAUCGUCCAAAGUCACUGCAGUUACACGUCGACAUGUUUACAAACAUAGUUUCAUUGCGAAUAACAUGAAACUUUACUGCGCCAUGUGGUCGAUAAAUAAAUAUUUAUUUAUUAAUAAGUUAUUUUGUUGUGAUUUCUAUAACUUUGUAAAUAUUACAGGAAUAUAAUAACGUAAAAA
This is a messenger RNA of Spodoptera exigua (beet armyworm), 2657 nucleotides long. The record is from the annotation of a GenBank genome assembly. NCBI's taxonomy places the organism in Eukaryota, Metazoa, Arthropoda, Insecta, Lepidoptera, Noctuidae.